This is a messenger RNA of Mercenaria mercenaria, 2078 nucleotides long. RefSeq names its product zinc finger protein 235-like. NCBI's taxonomy places the organism in Eukaryota, Metazoa, Mollusca, Bivalvia, Venerida, Veneridae. Gene Ontology annotation, cellular component: nucleus. The transcript has 3 exons. The coding region runs from base 732 to 1835 and encodes 367 amino acids. The record is from RefSeq and is a predicted model, not a curated record.
CCUUCUUAGUGACGUAAUUUACAGAGCGCCUCCUACAUUAGCCUGUACACACUUUACAUGUCUUAAACAUUUAACAUGUGAAAUAAAAGUUUACAGCUUAAAUAAAUGGAUUUAUAGGAUGUUAGAUCUAUGAAGAUGGGAAACCAAGUUAAUUUGGAAAUGUCACCUUUGAUAGCAGUCGAAAUUAUGACCUGACAGGACUAAGUUUAGGAAAAGUACAAAUAACACAAGUCGAAGCAUAGCUAUUCAACAUACCACACAAGAGAAUUCGUACAAGGGUGAUCUUUUACGCAAUACUAUUAUUAACAGUUUUACUGUGAAUAAGAAUUCAGCAAAUAGAAGAAAGUAAUUUAAAUGUAAUGUUUGCAGCUACUCAAGCAAUAAGAACUUUCAUCUAAAACACAUUUGAGAAAACAUACUGGAGAGAAAUUCCUAAUGUAGUUUAGAUUAUGUAUGCAAUGCACGCAGUUCUCGGACGUUACAUUUAAGAGAACAUACUGGUGAAAAACCCUUUAAAUGUGGCGUUUUUGGUUUUGCUUCUACACAAAACAGUGGUCUAAAAUACAUGUGAGAAUGUAUACUAAAGAGAAGCCAUUUAUAUAUGAUUUUUGUGGUUUAGCAUGUAGCACUUUCUUUACUCUAAAGGCACAUAUUAAAAACCAUGGAGAAAAAAGGCUUCAAAUGCGAUGUUUGUGAUUAUGCCAGUUAUUCUAGAGGUUGUCUGAAAUCACAUGAGAAUGAAGCAUUCAGAUGAAAAAUACUUUAAAUGUGAUGUUUGUGAUUUUGCGUGUAAUUUAAAAGGUAAUUUAGAGAAUCAUAUGAAAAUUCAUACAGGAGAAAAACCAUUUAAAUGUGACACUUGUGAUUAUACAUGUAUUUCUAUCUCUCAUCUAAAAAUUCAUAUGCGAAUACAUUCAGGAGAGAAAGGCUAUAAAUGUGAUAUUUGUGAUUAUGCUUGUUAUUUAAAUAGUAAUCUGAAGAGUCAUAUAAGAAAACAUACAGGAGAGAAACCCUUUAAAUGUGAUGUUUGUAAUUUUGCAUGCAGUUCAAACAGUAGAUUAAAAACGCAUAGGAGAAUACAUACAGGAGAGAAAAUAUAUGAAUGUGAUGUUUGUUGUUUUGCAUGCAGUGCUUACUAUACUUUAAAGGAACAUAUUCGAAAACAUACAAGAGAAAAAUGCUUCAAGUGUGAUGGUUGUGAUUAUGCUAGUUAUUCAAGAGUUGGUUUGAAAAUACAUACGAGAACGAAGCAUUCGGAUGAUAGGGACUUUAAAUGUGAUGAUUGCGAUUUUGCAUGUAAUGCAAGAGGUAAUUUAAAAAGGCAUAUGAGAAUUCAUACAGGAGAGAAACCAUUUAAAUGUGAUUCUUGUGAAUAUGCAUGUGAUUCAAAGCGUAGUCUUCAAAUUCAUAUGACGAAACACGAAGCUAUUCUACAUACAGGAAAGAAGCUAUUUAAAUGUGACACUUGUGAAUAUGAAUGUAGUUCAAAGUGUACACUUAAAGCUCAUAUGCGAAUACACUCAGGAGAGAAAGGCUAUAGUUGUGAUAUUUGCGAUUAUGCUUGUAAUUCAAGUGGUAACCUGAAGAUACAUAUGAGAAAACAUACAGGAGAAAAACCAUUUAAAUGUGAUUUUUGUGAUUAUGCAUGUAUUUGUUACACUAAUUUAGAAGUGCAUAGGAAAUACAUACAGGAGAGAAACCUUUCAAAUGUGAUACUUGUGAAUACGCAUCUCGUUGUAGUAGUCAUCUUAAAGUUCAUAGAAGAAUACAUACAAGAGAGAAACAAUAUAAAUGUGACACUUGUGAAUAUGCAUGUAACUCUAGCAGUAGUCUAAAAAUGCAUAUGCGAAUACAUUCAGGAGAGAAAAGCUAUAAAUGUCAUAUUUGUAAUUAUGCUUGUAAUUCAAAUGGUAAUCUGAAGAGACAUAUGAGAAAACAUACAGGAGAGAAACCAUUUAAAUGUGAUGUUUGUGAUUACGCAUGUAUUUGUCACAGUAAUUUAAAAGUGCAUAGGAGAAUACAUACAGGAGAGAAACCGUUUAAAUGCGACACUUGUGAAUACACAUGUAAUUCUAGCA